Adelges cooleyi (spruce gall adelgid) is the source of this 4745-nucleotide messenger RNA. RefSeq names its product protein tiptop-like. The transcript is spliced from 5 exons. Bases 959 to 4009 code for a protein of 1016 amino acids. The record is from RefSeq and is a predicted model, not a curated record. Gene Ontology annotation, biological process: regulation of transcription by RNA polymerase II. Lineage: Eukaryota; Metazoa; Arthropoda; Insecta; Hemiptera; Adelgidae. Gene Ontology annotation, cellular component: nucleus. Gene Ontology annotation, molecular function: DNA binding; DNA-binding transcription factor activity, RNA polymerase II-specific.
UAUAUUUUAUCAUUAUGAUCAAUCACUGUGUUAUCGGUCGUGGAACAAUAGCAAAAACACCGGCAAUGGAUUCUACUAUAUAAUUUAUGUGUGCCAGUCGUUGUCGCGGUCUUGUCAAAAAAUGUUGCCGUUAUACCGUUUAUUAUACGCUUUAUUAGUACAGUGUUGGUUUUCCUAACAUAUAGUGUUUAUAAUAAUAAUAUUGUGUAGGGCGGUUAAUUCGUUAGCUUUGUGUAUUUCACACCUGACACCACAACAGCGGAUCAAGUGGGGUAGUCCCCGUAUACACUACUAUACUGUGUUUAGAGAGUGAUAAUUAGUCCUCUGUUUCUAUCAGCAGCCUAUACAAAAAGGAUUUGGAUUUAUUUCCGGUAUAAACGGCAACUGUUCAGAUAAUCAGAUUUGGCCGCCAGUGAAAUAACAAAAAAAAAGUUUCCUAUAAGUAGGACACAGUGUUUCACAGCGAGAUUGAAACGCGGUCGAUAAAAAAAAAUAUUCUCUAGAAGACAUACUAUAUCGGUUGAAAUCUUCACCAGAUAGGUGAGUAACUAUAUUAUAUGUAUACAUAUAUGUGUCGAACAGUAAAGGCUAACGGACGGGGACCGGACGUAUCGACCCGUAAAAGACGAAUUGAGUUUUGAAAACUCAAAACGGGGCAAUCCCCAAGCCGGUCGUUCAUUACGGGUCCCGGGCAGGACGUGUCAAAAGUCCAUCUGCACGCGUGCUGUACCUACCUACGUUGUAUAGGGAAGGAGGUGAAGGCGAAGAACCGCCCGCGGGUUACCAAGAGGACGACGGCGGUUGUCCGGAAGACGACGAGGACGAGGAAGAAGAAGAAGAAGAAGGCGUAUCCGGCGGCUCUUCCGGUUCGCCGCCCAGAUCUCCAAUCCCGUCCAGCACGGACGCGGACCAAGACGCGGCCAACUUACCCUUAAGAGAAACGAACAGUCCAUCAAAAAUGAGCAGGGGAUCUCCCAGGAGCGAAUCGAGUCUGCCGCCGUACGAAGUGCCCCUGUUGGCCACUGUAUCGCCGGGCCGUUCGCCACCCGGUUUCGCCGCCGCCGACGCGCUGGAUUUCAGCACCAAGAGGCCCGCCAGUCCGGUGUCUCCGCCGUCGUCGGCCAUGAACCUCAGUGGCGACGCUGGCGGUAACGACGACACGCCCAUCGACCUGACCACCAGAAAUAAAAAAAUGCGUCUCGACUCGUCGACGUCCAACAACGACAUUUACGCCAGGAUGAGCCGUCCAUGGGCGCAGUACACGACGCCGGUCGCGCGGCCCAUGUCCAGGGCCGACAUGAUGACGCCGCCCAACGAAUCUCCGGCCGUGCACAUGUGGAACGGCGGCAAACACGGCACCAAACUGUCUUACGGCGGCGCGUUCCCGUCGGCGGCCACCAGCGACGCGACCAAGGCGCUGGAGAAGAUGUGCGAGCUGAGCAAGCUCCAGGACGAGCCCGCGCGGACCGUGUUGGCGCCCAGCUCGGGUCGGCACAGCGCGUGGCAGUCGCACUGGCUCAACAAGGGCGCGGACCAGACCAAAGACGUGCUUAAGUGCGUGUGGUGUAAGAUGAGCUUUCCCACGUUGCAAGCCAUGUCGGCGCACAUGGCCGAGACAAAACACGGGACCGCCGCCGCCGCUGCGUCGCAAGGCCUGCAACCGCCACCCCCGCCGCCGCCGGUGCCCGUGUCCUCGUCUUCGUCGUCCUCGCACAAAAACGAUCUCAACAUGCUGAUGAAGGAGACCAUGCCGUUGCCGAGGAAACUCGUCCGCGGCCAAGACGUUUGGCUGGGCAAGGGCGCCGAACAAACCAGACAGAUACUCAAGUGCAUGUGGUGCGGCCAGAGUUUUAGGUCGUUGCAAGAAAUGACCACACACAUGCAACAGACUCAACAUUAUACGAACAUCAUCUCGCAGGAGCAGAUCAUAUCGUGGAAGUCUGCCGAUGAGAACAAGUCGUCUUCGGGCGGCGGGAACACUUCGGCCGCGGCGGCCGCCGCCAGUUCGUCGCUGACCGGUUCGGCCGGUUCGUCGGCCAAUCACGUGAGCGCCGUGUUGACCUGUAAAGUGUGCGACCAGGCGUUCAAUUCGCUCAAGGAGCUCAGCGUGCACAUGGUGAAGAACUCGCAUUACAAAGAGCACAUGAUGCGGUCGAUCACGGAGGGCAGCAACAGGCGCCGGCAGACCCGGGAGAAACGCAAGAAGUCGUUGCCGGUGCGCAAACUAUUGGAACUCGAACGGGCCCAACACGAAGUCAAGAACGGAGACGGCGGCGGCGGUUAUGCGACCACCGGCGGAUUCAAAUCGGCGGCCACCGACAGCAAUCACAGGUUGGGCCGUAUCAUAUGCGAGAAGUGCGGCGAAAAGGUGGACGUGGCCGGGUUCAUGGAACACUUGCGGGUGUGCGUCACUAUGACGCCGGACCAAAAAAAUCUACUCAAGACGGCGUUGAUGUCGCAAAACGCCGCGCUGUCCCCGGAACUGUUGUCCAGGGGCGGCGGCGAAAAGAGACCAAAGAAAGAGGACAGAUCUCAUGGGUCCGGUCCGAUAGCCGACUUGUCCACCAAAUCGGGCGGCGGCACGUCUUCGCCGUCCGUUCUGAACGCCAUCGAGAAACUCAUCGAGAAGAGCUUCGACUCGCGACUGCGUUACGGCACGUCGGCCUCCGGCACGUCCAUUGGCGAAAGCAUACUGAAACGAUUGGGCAUCGACGAGAGCGUGGACGCCACCAAACCGAUAAUGGACGCGCAAGCCAUGAACCUGUUGAGAAGCUACCAGUCGAUGGGCGGCGGCCGUCACGAACGCAGCGGCAGCGAGUCCAGUUCCAUGUCGCCCGAGUUGGCUGCCAUGCGCAGCGAUUCGACCACGCCGGACAGGAAAUCAUCGUACGACCCGUCGUCCGACUACCAGCGCAUGCGAUCCGUCACGCCCAAAUCGGCGGCCGACCGGCACUCGCCGUCCGCCAAGUCGACGGCGGCCAAGAGCGACACGGCCGCCGACGUGAAGAGCGAGGCUGCCGACGACGAGUUCGAGGUGAAAAAAGAGUACGUGGACGACGACGACGACGUCGUCAAGAGCCCGUCGGACGCCAGAGUCAGCCGGGAGUCGGCCGAAGCGGCAGGCGAAGAUGUGAAUGGCGGAGGAUCGAGUAGGGGGCCUACCCCCACCGGAAUCAAAAGUCCGGCCAGCCCCGCUGGCAGCGACAAGUCGGACAGGCCCAAACAAUCGGGAAGCUCGUCCAGCCUGGGCGCGCUAUCGUCGAUGUUCGAAAGCUUGACUAACGGCCCUUCGGCGGCAGCCAACGGCGGUGGUUCCGGCGAGGGCGGCGGUGGCGGCAAAACCAGCAGUCAUCCGUUGGCCGCGCUCCAGAAACUGUGCGACAAGACGGAAAAUCACCAUCAACACCAUCACCGGCCCAGCAGCCGAUCGUCUUCCAACGCUUCGGCCACUAACGGUGGCGGACCAGGGCAGUCGAUGUCACCACCGGCGUCUGGCGCCGGCGGAACUGCACCCGGGGCCAUCCUCGCGUUUAGCUGGGCGUGCAACGACGCCGUCAUGACCGCCGACUCGAUAAUGAAGUGCGCGUUCUGCGACACUCCGUUUAUCUCAAAAGGCGCGUACAGGCACCAUUUGUCCAAAGUACACUUCGUCAAAGAAGGCAUCACGCCCGAACCGAUCAUGUUGAAACAACCGCACGCCGGUAACGGUUCGUCGUCCGGUGGACAACAACAGUCCGGUGGCGGCGGGUCGUCAUCGUCGGCGCCGUCGCCGUCGUCGUCCGCGCACAAAUCGCCCAACCACCAUCACCACCACAACAACAACAACCAUCACAACAACAACAACAACAUCAACAACAACGGUUCGCCGGCGUCGUCGUCCGGACUGGCAUCGUCCGGCGCCAAAAGCCCGGACAAGGCGGCCCUCAACAACAGUUACGACGAGAGUCCUCAUUCCAAAUUCCUCAAAUACACCGAACUGGCCAAACAGCUGUCGAGUAAAUACGUCUAGUCAUCGUUUCUCAAUAAUAUUAUAUUAUAUUAUUAUUAUUAUUAUUAUUUUAAUUAAUUAUUAUUAUAUUUACUAAUUAUAUAUCCCCCCAACCUAAUUUUUGUCGUACCUUAUCUAUAUCUAUAUCUCACACAAUUGCCGCCCAGCUUUAACCGAACCGGACACAAAGGUUUCUUUAACUUCGGACCCUCAGACAAGAAUAUAUAUAUAUACUAUUAUUUAAAGAAAUACAAUUUUAUUAUAAGAUCCGAUGGAGCCCGGAGUGACUUUUAAACAAAAAUUUAAAAAACAUUUAUCGUCUAAAACUAUAGAGUAUACAUAUAUAUAUAUAUAUCUAUAUACACAAUAUAUAAUAUGUUAAAUGAACCUACACAUUAUACGAAGAGGAAACCGCGCGAAUUUUCGGUUAAUAUUCUACAAUCACACAUACGCAUGUAUACGCAAUUAGUGUUACGAAAUUAAUCGUUCAAUUAUAUUUAAAUAAUUUAAAUAACCAAUAAUAAUAAUAACGACAAACGUAUACAAAUUGUUCAAUACAACAUAAUAUAAUUAAUGCGCUAGUGAUGAAAAAUACAAUAUGAUUAUUAUAAACAUUUUUUAAAAUAAUAUGUACGAUUGUUUUUUUUUUACACAAAAUUUUUUAUUAUUGUUGUUGUUCGUACAUUAAUUUCUGCUCAUCUAUAAAAAUAAUAUUCGAGAUAUUAUAAUAUUAUCUAUAUAUAUACAUUUACAUAAA